Molecule: messenger RNA, 780 nt
Organism: Uloborus diversus
Lineage: Eukaryota; Metazoa; Arthropoda; Arachnida; Araneae; Uloboridae
Exons: 8
Coding region: 1-780 (259 amino acids)
Source: RefSeq, a predicted model, not a curated record
AUGUUAGGGCAGCUAUGGGAAAACAUGAAUGUUAAUGGUGUUGUUAUUGCAAAAAGUGAAAGCAUAAGGAUGAAAAAAUCUUGGUGUGCUGUGGCUUGUCAUCAUUACACGAACCAGUUGCUGUUAAUCGGCAGUAGUAAUGUUGUGCAAUGCUUGUCACAACCAUGGGAGGAUUUUCGUGCGAAGAAGAUGACAAUCAUGGAAGAGUUUUUCAGCUGCCCUCAUAUGUGCUUGCCAUUCUCUGAGAAAGAUUUUGAAAGUUUUGCUUAUUCUUCAAGCAAUAAACUAGACAACGAUGAGCAUAAUUUUUAUGGAACUGGGGACGAUGUAGAAUUUGCUGAUUUGAUCAAUAAAAUGGAUGCUAUUAUUUUAGAAAAUAAUAGUUUUGAAAAAUUUUCUGAAGACCUGAAAUUUUAUAGUGUGAAGGAUAUGUUAUCCCAAAGAAUGUUACCAAAUGAUGCCUUUCUGAGAGCAGUUCUGACAGAUAAAUUUGCUGUUCAAGAAUGUUAUACUUCAUCAAAUAGCACAUUUUAUGGGCAUGACCAGAAGACGCUGUCUUGCUGCUUGGUGGUGAAAGAUGUAAUUUAUCCAGAUUAUAUGCACGUCUAUGUAACACUUAAUUUUUCAACAUGGGCUGGUUUCUUGCCCAACAUGGAGCUGGAGCUGUAUGGAUUCAAUUGCUUUUGUUCUAAGAAAGGAUUCUUGUAUCUAAAGCCAGCUUCUUUGUUUAAUAUAAAAGUUUCUGGCUUUGAAAAUAAUUACUACCUAGAUAAGCAGUAA